UCGAUGAGGACAACAUACAACACGAGCCUGCAGCCCAAACCAUAUUAGAGCAUCUCAUCCGUCAGAUUGAAGAGAAAGCGACGGAGAUGAGCAGCGAGGACAUGUUCUUGGUGAAGAUGAGGCUACAGGAAACGGCUGCACAGUUUCGGGAAAUGUAUGGUAACAGUCCUCUGAAUCUUGUCCGUGUGGUAAAGAAUUGUAUUAAUACAGAGAUGAAGAUGGUGGCACAGGCCGAGAACGCGGCAUCAGGGCUUGGGGACCUACAAGGACAGCAAGACAAGCACAGAAUCACAUCACAGCAGCUGGAAUUCUUGCAAAAAAGAACACAGGAGACAGAUAAUGAAUUGAAGCAGCUGCAACACAAGCAGGAAUCCUUCAUUAUCCAGUAUCAAGACAGUGUGAAAAUUAACUCCCAACUACAACAGGUGGUCAGUCAACCCAACACGCCUAAUAAAACGGAACACGAGAUGCGGCUCAAGAGACAGAAAGAAGGGAUUGAGUGUGAACUCAGCAGGAAGGCACAGGAACUCCUGCAGUUACGACUGGCUCUUGCAGACAAACAUCACGACACAUUCAAACAUCUUCAGAAUACACAACAGCAGGUAUUGGAUCAUGAACUGAUUGAGUGGAAAAGGCGACAGCAGCUUGCUGGAAAUGGUGCUUCUUUUGAGGGCAACCUGGACAGCCUUCAGUCAUGGUGUGAGGCUUUGGCUGAGCUGAUUUGGUACAACAGACAACAGAUCAAAAAAGUGGAGCUCCUCCGGGCGCAGCUUCCAAUAGAUGUUCCCCCGUCGAGUAUUGAUCUCCUCCCAGCACUGAACAACACAAUUACUGGGCUUCUGUCCUCAUUAGUAACGAGUACUUUCAUAAUUGAAAAGCAACCCCCACAAGUUUUGAAAAAAGAAUCCCGCUUUACUUCCACAGUGAGAUUGCUGGUUGGGGGCAAGUUGAACGUCCAUAUGAACCCUCCCACUGUGAAGGCCACUAUUAUCAGUGAGUCUCAAGCCAGAAGUCUCCUGAAAAAUGAUAAAAAUUUGAAGAAUGAAAGCAGCGGCGAGAUUCUGAACAACCAGGGGACCAUGGAAUACCACCAGUCUACAGGCAACCUGUCCGUAACCUUCAGGAAUAUGCAACUGAAAAGAAUCAAAAGAGCCGACAGGAAAGGGACAGAGGCUGUCACAGAGGAAAAGUUUUCAAUUCUUUUCCAGUCCCAGUUUACAGUGGGGGGAGGGGAGCUGGUGUUUCAGGUCUGGACGCUGUCCUUGCCAGUGGUAGUCACAGUUCAUGGGAACCAGGAGUGUAAUGCCUUAGCUACAGUAUUAUGGGACAAUCAGUUUGCAGAGCCAGGUCGUAUACCUUUCCUUACACCUGACACAGUAUCCUGGCCUCUUCUUGCCGAAAUGUUGUCAACCAAAUUCCGUUUUGCCACUGGUGGUGGACUGACAGCUCAGAAUUUGAGUUAUUUAGCUCAGAAGAUAUUUGGUUAUCAAUCUGAUGACUACACAGCUUGCAGAGUCAGCUGGUCCCAAUUUAAUAAGGAAACCUUGCAGGGAAGAAACUUUACAUUUUGGGAAUGGUUCUACGCAGUACUGAAGUUGACCAAGGAACACCUGCGAGGACCCUGGUGUGAUGGCUACAUCCUUGGUUUCAUCAGCAAAAGUAUGGCUCAAGAGAUGCUUCUCUCUAAUCGUCAGAAUGGAACAUUCCUUCUACGCUUCAGUGACUCAGAGAUAGGUGGGAUUACUAUCGCUUGGGUGGCAGAUGACCCCCAAAAGCCAGAUGUUCGCCAGGUGUGGAAUUUGGCCCCUUUUACAACAAAAGAUUUUGCCAUCCGUGCCUUGGCUGACCGUAUCAAGGACUUACCAAACCUGCAGUUCCUGCACCCCAACAUCCCCAAGGACCAGUGCUUUGGGAAAUACUGGACAAAUACCAACGAGGGUGAGAGCAAAAUAACUAAAGAUGGCUAUGUCCAGACACAGUUGGUGACUCACGUGCCAGGAAUGCACCCUCAGCCCAUGGCCCCCAUGAGCUUUGAUAACCCCCAGACACCCCAGAUGGAGAUGCCUCAUUCACCGCCAGCCACUGCCAUGUACGGUGAUUCACAGACCUAUGGAAAUAGGAGUGCCCUGGAGCUGGAUGACGGUGCCAUGGAUGGCGGGAUGGAAGACAUGAUGUUUAACGUCAUGGACUACAACCCGGAUGACAUAGACCAAAUUAAUGUGAACGAAUUACUGUAUCCAGCCGGAGGAAGCUAAAAGAGGCACAGUGUGUCAGUGACAAUAACAAUAACAGUGUACUACAGAGUAACAUUGGAGUCGCCAUAGCUGUACCACUGUCAGAUUGCAGCUACAGUAACAUAAAUGCAGCAGUUACAACACUGUUGCUGAAGCUACAGAUUGAUUAUUGCAGCGUAGGUUAUAGUGAUUUUUGGCUUUAGAUUUAGUACAGAUGUUGCUGUAGAUGGUUGUAUUGAUACUGAUUAUUGUUACUGAAGCUGCAACUGAUGUCAAAAGCAAUGUUACUGAAUGGAAGAAUGGAUGAGUCUCUGCAAUGCCAUAACGUUUGGUCAGUAAAAACUAUAGGAAAGAGUAAAUUUUUUUGAUAUAUUACAUAUAUAUCAUUUAUUUUCAGAGUUAAUAUAAUUUUUGCUUAGCAUUUAUAUAAACCAUCAAUAGUUGCCUUGAUGAUGUAUCAUUGGUGUAAUUAAGAAUUAUCACUUUUAGAUCAAGGUGAAAUUAGUAAUGUAAGCAGCAUGUUAAAUUGCCCUUUGAGGUUUUGCAUGUAAUAAUAAUUAUAAUAUUUAGCUGUUGUCAGUGUCUGUUUAAUGCUAGGAUAUCACAGCUAUGAAUACCACUUCUAGUAGACAAAAUCUAGGGAGAAAAGCAUUUAUUUAUGUACUAACAAUAUUCUUGUGCCAGAAAAAAUGUUUUAUGCUUAAAGUGCCCUUUAAAUUAAAGCUCUGUGAAAUCUGGAAUUGUUUCAGAUUCAUUUUUUAAGCUUCUUGGUAAAAAGAAGAUUAUGUAUUUUUGUUGUAAAUGGUGUUAUUAAAGUAAAGUAAUUUUUUAUAAAGUGUUUAUUAAACAAUUGCUUUUACAUUUUGGUAUCCUGCCGGGUAUGACGGAUAUGCUUAUAUUGUAUAUGUAGCAGUAUUACCAAAUGUCUAAGACAUGUUUUAUUUAUUUUUGUACAUAAUAACUACUACCAUAAAGCUCUGCAAUCAAAUAUAAGUAAUUAUCAAAAUAGAUUUAU
Molecule: messenger RNA, 3249 nt
Organism: Lingula anatina
Lineage: Eukaryota; Metazoa; Brachiopoda; Lingulata; Lingulida; Lingulidae
Product: signal transducer and activator of transcription 5B
Biological process (GO): signal transduction; regulation of DNA-templated transcription
Molecular function (GO): DNA binding; DNA-binding transcription factor activity
Source: RefSeq, a predicted model, not a curated record